GUGGCCAACGUCCAGCUCCAGGCUAACGAGGUGGCCAACGUCCAUCUCCAAGCCAACGAGGUGGCCAGUGUCCAGCUCCAAGCCAACGAGGUGGCCAACGUCCAUCUCCAAGCCAACCAGGUGGCCAAUGUCCAGCUCCAGGCCCUGCCCCAAGCCUUGGAGGUCACCAACAUCCAGCUCCAAGCUACUGAGGUGACAAGUGUCCAGCUCCAGGCUCUGCCACAACCCUUGGAUGUCACCAACAUCCAGCUCCAGGCCGGUGAGGUGACAAAUGUCCAGCUCCAGGCCCUGCCACAACCUUCCAAGGUGGCCAACAUCCAGCUCCAGGUGACAAAUGUCCAGCUCCAGGCCCUACCACAGCCCUUGGAUGUCACCAACAUCCAGCUCCAAGCUCUGCCGCAGCCCUCAGAUGUCACCAACAUCCAGCUCCGGGCCAACGAGGUGACAAGUGUCCAGCUCCAAGCCCUUCCACAACCCUCAGAUGUCACCAGCAUCCAACUGCAGGGCGCAGAGGUGACAAAUGUCCAGCUCCAAGCCCUGCCACAACCUUUGGAUGUCACCAACAUCCAGCUGCAGGCCACCGAGGUGGCAAAUGUCCAGCUCCAAGCCCUACCACAACCCUCCAAGGUGACCAACAUCCAGCUCCAAGCUCUGCCACAACCUUCAGAUGUCACCAACAUCCAGCUCCAAGCUCUGCCCCAGCCUUCAGAUGUCACCAAUGUCCAGCUCCAAGCUCUGCCCCAACCUUCAGAUGUCACCAACGUCCAGCUCCAAGCCCUGCCCCAACCCUUGGAUGUCACCAACAUCCAGCUGCAGGCCACCGAGGUGACGGAUGUCCAUCUCCAAGCCACCGAGGUGACGGAUGUCCAUCUCCAGGCCACAGAGGUGGCAGAUGUCCAGCUCCAGGCCAUGGAGGUGCCCAACAUCCAGCUGCAGACCACCGAGGUGCCCAAUGUCCAUCUCGAAACCACCGAGGUGCCCGACGUCCAUCUCCAAGCCCCAGAGGUGACCAAUGUCCACCUGCAGGCCACCGAGGUGCCCGACGUCCAUCAGCAGACCAUGGAGGUGCCCAGUGUCCAUCUCCAGGACACAGAGGUGACCACUGUCCAGCUGCAAGCCACUGAGGUGCCCAGCGUCCAUCCCCAAGGCACAGAGGUGACAAAUGUCCAUCUCCAGACCGUGGAGGUGCCCAGCGUCCAUCUCCAGGCUGCAGAGCAAAUGACGGAGGUGCCCAGCGUCCAACUCAAGAGCACAGAGGUGCCUAACAUCCAACUGAAGACCAUGGAGGUGCCCAACAUCCAAGUCAAGGCCAUCGAGGUGCCCAGCAUCCAACUGAAGCCCUUGGAGGUGCCCAGUGUCCAGCUGAAGACUGUGGAGGUGCCCAACGUCCAGCUGAAGCCCUUGGAGGUGCCCAACAUCCAUCUCAAGACCAUGGAUGUCCCCAGUGUCCAACUCAAGACGACGGAGGUGCCCAGUGUCCAUCUCAAGCCCUUGGAGGUGCCCAAUGUCCAACUGAAGACCGUGGAGGUGCCCAGCGUCCAGCUGAAGCCCUUGGAGGUGCCCAACAUCCAUCUCAAGGCCGUGGAGGUGCCCAACAUCCAGGUCAAGGCCAUGGAGAUGCCCAACGUCCAGCUGAAGACCGUGGAGGUGCCCAGUGUCCAACUCAAGGCUGUGGAGGUGCCCAGCAUCCAACUCAAGCCCUUGGAGGUGCCCAGUGUCCAGCUGAAAACCAUGGAGGUGCCCAACGUCCAGCUGAAGCCCUUGGAGGUGCCCAAUGUUCAUCUCAAGACCAUGGAGGUGCCCAACAUCCAACUCAAGCCCUUGGAGGUGCCCAGUGUCCAUCAGCAGACCAUGGAGGUGCCCAAUGUCCAGCUGAAGCCCUUGGAGGUGCCCAACGUCCAUCUCAGGACCGUGGAUGUGCCCAGUGUCCAUCUCAAGACCAUGGAGGUGCCCAACGUCCAGCUGAAGACCGUGGAGGUGCCCAACAUCCAACUCAAGCCCUUGGAGGUGCCCAACAUCCAUCUCAAGACUGUGGAUGUCCCUAGUGUCCAACAGAAGACCAUAGAGGUGCCCAAUGUCCAACUGAAGACCAUAGAGGUGCCCAAUGUCCAACUGAAGCCCUUGGAUGUGCCCAACAUCCAUCUCAAGACUGUGGAGGUCCCCAACAUGCAAUUCAAGGCCAUAGAGGUGCCCAACGUCCAGCUGAAGACCAUGGAGGUGCCCAACGUCCAACUCAAGACCAUGGAUGUCCCUAAUGUCCAACUGAAGACCAUGGAAUUGCCCAGUGUCCACCUCAAGAAUGGAGGUGCCCAGUGUCCAUCUCAAGACCAUGGAG
Messenger RNA from Pterocles gutturalis (yellow-throated sandgrouse), 2335 nucleotides. Its product is annotated as periaxin. Lineage: Eukaryota; Metazoa; Chordata; Aves; Pterocliformes; Pteroclidae. The record is from RefSeq and is a predicted model, not a curated record.